UCCUGGUCAGUUUCCAGCUACUUCAACACAGUACACGACCCCAGAGGCAUGAGCGGAGCGUUACCUGUCUGUCUAUCUGUGUGUGUGUGUGUGUGUGUGUGUGUCUGUGUGUGUGUGUGUGUGUGUGUGUGUGUGUGUGUGUGUGUGUGUGUGUGUGUGUAUAUGUGUGUGUGUGUCUCCAUGGAAACAGUCCGAUCAGUUUAAUGUUUAGAGACAAUGAGGAAGUGAACUCUGAUCUCAGGUGUUUUUCAGAGGAGACUCAGUGAAACACGAGCAACAGACACCUGAACAGAACCAGAACUGAUGAGACCAGCCUGGACCUGAACCAGAAUCUGAAUCUUGUGGACGUACAGUGAAGAGAUGAAGCUGGAGCUGAAGAUUCAGCUGCUGAAGUUUGGCUCUGCAGUUUUUAACUCUCUCUUCCUGGCUCUGGGUCUGAGUGUGGCCGGCUGUGCCAUCUGGAUCCUGUUCGACACAGGAAGCUUCCUGAACGUCCUCUCCUCAGUGGAGUUGCGUACAGUGGCAGCAGGGCUGUUGCUGAUUGGUGGAGUGGUGACAGCGGUCAGUGUUGUUGGAUGUAUUGGAGCAAACGGAGAAAACAGAUUCCUGCUGCUGAUAUACCUGGGCUUCCUCGUCAUCCUGUUCCUGGGUCAGCUGUUCAUCACGCUGCUGCUGCUCAUCAACAGAAACAAGAUUGGACAGAGUCUGGAAGCAGCUGUGGAUCAGAUCAUCGUUGAGUACGGAAACAGCAGCAGUCAGGACACGCUGAUGGACAACGUACAGCGCUAUGGGAAGUGCUGUGGUAAGACGACGCCUUCUGAUUGGCUGAGGAACUCUUACAUCGACAGUCUGAACCUGACCGGUCCAGACGUUCUGCCCUGUUCCUGUUUCAGCUCGUACCGUCGCAGCUCUGACUCGCCCUGGUGCUCCGAGCUGCCGAGCUUCAGCGAGCCACCAUACGGACGAGGAAACAGCUCGUACGAUCAGGGCUGUAAACAGAUGCUCAGUGAUUGGCUGCAGGAAAACGCUCUGACCAUCAUUGGCAUGGACGUCAGCCUCAUCUUAAUCCAGGUGUUACAGUUUGGGUUCAUGGUCGACCUGUACCGUGCCCUCGGCAGAAAAACCUCUUUGAAAAGAUCCAAUGAGCUGUUUGAUUCUGGCCACGCCCACCUGGACCACGCACCCACAGACGACCUGGACUACGGGGAGCAGAACUAUGCCUACAUAGACUCUGAUGGUGUUCAUAUAGACCCCAACGACCCAUCACAUUACCAUGACAACCCCUCCCACCUCACUUAUCACUAUGACAACCACAGCCAGGUGUACGUGGAGCCGACUCAGGGCUACUAGCAGGACUGAGGCUUUGAGAAGGAAAUACUGAACUUUUUACUGAACUACAUUUAUUGACAACCUUUAAACAACUAAUCAGUCAUGAUGUAUUAUUACUGAUUAAAUGAUCUGACAGUAAAACAGCUCCACCUUCACCUGCUGCAACUCUAACUUCCGUCAGUACCGACACACCUGUCGUCUGAGCCAAAUUUUGUUCAAACUCACACAACUUUAUUCUAAAUUCCGCUGGAAAUCCCAAAUAAGUCAAACUGAAAUUAGAAGAAACUUUUAGUUAAAAAAACCUCCAGAAUAUUUUACACAAACAGAGCAGCUGUGAACUGAUGGAGUCUUUGGUUUAAAUAUUUGAUUUAGUUUUACCGUCAUAAAGACUUUUUACGGUGGACAGAAAAAAUCAUUAUAAUCUAAUAAAACACGUUGCUCUGCUCAGUGCUUCAAUUGUUUUCAGCCA
This is a messenger RNA of Lates calcarifer (barramundi perch), 1798 nucleotides long. RefSeq names its product CD82 antigen. The coding region runs from base 361 to 1350 and encodes 329 amino acids. The record is from RefSeq and is a predicted model, not a curated record. The transcript is spliced from 8 exons. Gene Ontology annotation, cellular component: membrane. Lineage: Eukaryota; Metazoa; Chordata; Actinopteri; Centropomidae.